Messenger RNA from Scheffersomyces coipomensis, 1479 nucleotides. RefSeq lists its product as uncharacterized. Gene Ontology annotation, molecular function: zinc ion binding. The coding region runs from base 1 to 1479 and encodes 492 amino acids. The record is from RefSeq and is a predicted model, not a curated record. The transcript has a single exon. Lineage: Eukaryota; Fungi; Ascomycota; Pichiomycetes; Serinales; Debaryomycetaceae.
AUGGAUCCCGAUAAUAUUCCUACAUACUUGGGGACUACUGUUAUUGGCAUAGACUCUGAUGGUGGAGUAUCUAAUGAUGUUCCCGCUUGGUUGAGAGAUUUUAUUGGGAGAGCUUUAACCGCUAGAGGAAUCAGAACCAAAAGAAAAGUAGCUUCAGAGGAAGCUAUAGAGAGUCUUUCAAGAGUCGAUUUUGAUCUGUUGAAGGAGAAAGAUUGUCCUAUAUGUUACGAUGCUUAUGAAAAACCCCUUCAUGAGAAUAAAGUACCUAAUGUCUUAAACCAUGGACAUAUGCUGACUCAGCCUGAAGUUAAACCAAUCAUCAAACCAGAACUUGAAAAGAUAAUAUCAGAAGAUAAACGUCUAAACAAGACUUUAGUGGAAGAUUAUAAUAUUCGAAGUGUGGAGCCUGUUGAAGAUAAGUUAAAAUUUAAAGAUCCAGCCUUAUUUUUAGCAACGGAUGAAGGUGCUGUCGGUUAUUUUAGAUUUCCACAAAGAAAUUUGAUUUCAAUGCAAAAUAUUAGUGAUGAAGAUAUGUUUCCAGGGUUUUUUGAUGAAGAAAAUACUAAGAAGGAAAAGAAGAGAAAGUUACAAGAGUUUAAGAGUGAAGGCCAUAUACCCGUUAAAAUGCCUAGUUGUGAUCAUAUCUUUGGUAAAACUUGUAUAGUUGAAUGGCUUAAAGCAAAUGUGAGUUGUCCAUUAUGUCGCUCUGAAGUUGAAGCCUUAGUUGAAGAGGGCCCUCAAGUGAAAAGGUUAAGAGAAAUUCAAACUAAUUCAACAUAUAAUUUUAAUGAUCAAGAUCCAAGUGAUCAACAUAUUCUUAUGCACUCUACAGAUGUGUUCAAUCCUUAUAGGAGACCAUUUAAUCCAUUAGUCACUCCCCUUACUGAUUCAUUUAUGCUUCAAGAUUGGGCUACUCCUUAUGAUGGAACUUCUGGAAGAGUUAAUACGAGAGACCCUUCAUUAAUUUUACCAAGACGGUUUCCAUUUCCUGAGCCAUCUCUUUUAAGAAGGGGACGUAGUAGUUUGAUAGGUAGAGAUGAUGAGAGACCAAGAAUUGAUUUACCUCAUGGUCCAGAUGGUAAUGUUAUACCUCUUCGCGGAAGAUUUACUGGAUCAAAUAAUAAUAAUAAUAAUAAUAAUAAUAAUAAUACUGCCAGCAGCAAUAUUAAUAAUAAUAAUACUAACGUUGAUAAUGAAUCAGUCAAUGAAAAUGGAGCUCAGGAUAGUGAUUCUAUGAAUCUUUCUGAUGAUCAAUUUAAUUCUCCUUCUGCUUUUGAUACAAAUAGUAUGAAUGAUGGAGAAGAUUCUAAUGACGGUACAACAUCGAAUAACUCUCAAACAAGAAGUAAUACUGCUCGUCCACUUUCUACUGGUUCACUUCCAAGAUGGUCUACUAGAUUGAGAGGUUCAGAUCGAAAUCGUCGAAGUAGUCCUAGUGUUAGAUCACAUCCUUAUUCCAGACCUCAAAGUGAAGAGUAA